This is a messenger RNA of Arachis ipaensis, 2114 nucleotides long. Lineage: Eukaryota; Viridiplantae; Streptophyta; Magnoliopsida; Fabales; Fabaceae. The record is from RefSeq and is a predicted model, not a curated record.
AACUUUUCAAAAGAACUGCGUAACUUGAGGCUUGGUUUGGCAAGUGACGGUUUUAAUCCUUUUUGAACUAUGAAUGUGUCACAUAGCAUAUGGCCAGUUGUCUUAAUGAUGUACAACUUUCCCCCUUGGAUGUCCAUGAAGUCAGAAUAUUGCAUGCUCUCUUUAAUCAUUCCUGGACCUUGUUCACCAGGAAAUAAUAUUGAUAUUUUUUUGCAACCAUUGAUCGAAGAGCUGAAGGAGCUAUGGGUGUCAGGGAUAGAUACUUAUGAUUCUUUUAAGAAUGAAACUUUUCAAAUGCAUGAUGCACUUCUUUGGACAAUCAAUGAUUUUCCAGCGUAUGCGAUGUUGUCAGGUUGGAGUACGAAAGGAAAGUUAGCUUGCCCUUGUUGUAAUCAUGAUACUUCUUUUUGUUACUUGAAACAUAGCCAAAAGAUAGUUUACAUGGACCAUAGGAGAUUUUUGCCAGUUGAUCAUGCAUGGAGGUCUAACAAGAGAUCUUUUAAUGGAAAAAUAGAAUUCAGGGGUCCACCACGAAUGUUAACGGGUGAAGAGGUUCUAGAUAUGCUAAAGUCAGUAGAUAAUGCCUCUGGGAAGACGCAAAACAAAAGUAAAGGCCAAUGGAAAAAAAGAUCAAUCUUUUUUGAGUUACCAUAUUGGCAGCACUGUAUGAUCAGGCACAACCUUGAUGUAAUGCAUAUUGAAAAAAACAUAGUUGACAGUAUAAUUGGUACCUUAUUGGAUAUCCCUGGAAAGACAAAGGAUCAUGCAAAAGCUCGUUAUGAUCUUAAGGAGAUGGGCAUUCGAAAGAAUCUUCACCCAAUAAAUACUAAGGAUGGCAAAAGAACUAAACUUGCUAGAGCAUGCUUCUCCAUGACCAAAGGGGAGAGAUCUAUUUUUUGUGGUGUUUUGAAGAAAACAAAAUUGCCUGAUGGAAGUGCUUCAAACAUUUCUCGUUGUGUACAACAAGAAGAGAGAAAGCUUUACGGUUACAAGACUCAUGAUGCUCACUUCAUGUUGCAUUACCUGUUGCAGAUACCAAUCAAGAGCAUUCUUCUAGAUCAUGUUGCUAUUCCUCUAGUGCGUUUGUGUUCCUUUUUUCGUCGGCUAUGUCAAAAAGAAAUCUCGUUAGAAGAGAUUAAUGGUUUGGAGUCGGAGAUUGUAGAGACUUUGUGCCAGUUGGAGAGGAUUUUUCCGCCGACCUUUUUUGAUAUAAUGGUUCAUUUGCCUAUUCAUUUAGCUAAUGAACUAAGGUUAGGUGGUCCCGUCCAGUUUCGAUGGAUGUAUCCGAUUGAGAGAUAUAUGUGCACACUAAAAGGGUAUGUACAUAACAGAAGUUGUCCAGAAGGAUCAAUUGCGGAGGGUUAUUUGGCUGAAGAGUGUUUAACUUUUUGUUCAAGAUAUUUGCAUGAGGGAGUGAAAACAAGAUUCAACAGAGUAUCUCGGAAUAAUGAUGCAGGCACUUCAACCGAAGAUCCUGAUUCAAAUUUGUUCGCAAACAAGGGAAGUCCAUUGGGUGGAAAAAAGGGCAACUAAUUAUUUUGGACGAAAAGUCACUCCAUCAAGCUAAUGCAUAUGUAGUGAAUAAUUGCGAUAACGUGGAGCCUUACAUGAGAGAACAUUGUGAGCAACAAAAGCAAGACAAGCGGAAGCGGAAGUGGAACAUCGUUAAAGAUCAGAAUGAAGACUUUAUCGAGUGGUUUACGAGACGUGCCAUGAAGGAUGAUGUUCCCGGUUGGUUACGACAGCUGUCUAAGGGUCUAAAUAAAGUUGCAAAAUCAUUUUCUGCUUAUGUUGUCAACGGGUACAGAUUUCAUACUAAGCGACGAGAAGUGAUGCGAAAAACGCAAAAUAGUGGUGUCACUGUGGUGGCUGAAACUACAAGCUUUGCGAGUGUUAAGGACAAAAAACCAAUAAAGGCCAAUAUAAGAUAUUAUGGUAGAAUCAUGGAUAUUAUCGAGUUAGACUAUUAUAGCCAAUUUAAAGUUAUGUUAUUUAAGUGUGAGUGGUUUAUGGCUGAGGAAGAUAAUUAUGGUUUGACAUACGUUCAUUUCAACAAAAGAUGUUACCAAGACGAACCAUUUGUGUUGGCAAGCCAAGCACACCAGUGCUUUUAU